Abrus precatorius (Indian licorice) is the source of this 981-nucleotide messenger RNA. RefSeq lists its product as uncharacterized. The record is from RefSeq and is a predicted model, not a curated record. Gene Ontology annotation, molecular function: nucleic acid binding. The transcript has 3 exons. Lineage: Eukaryota; Viridiplantae; Streptophyta; Magnoliopsida; Fabales; Fabaceae. Gene Ontology annotation, biological process: DNA integration. The coding region runs from base 1 to 981 and encodes 326 amino acids.
AUGGUGACUAAAGGGACUGUACUAGGGCAUGUAGUGUCAAGUAGAGGUAUUGAGACUGAUAGAGCCAAGAUUGAUGUAAUUGUUUCUUUACCUUACCUUACUUCUAUGAAAGAAGUGCACUCUUUUCUUGACCAUGCAGGUUUCUAUAGGAGCUUCAUCAAGGAUUUUAGCAGAAUUGCGUCCCCAUUAUCUACCUUUUUGCAGAAAGAUACUAAUUUACUCUUUGAUCAGACUUGGAAGGACACUUUUGAUGAGCUGAAGAGGCGCCUCACUUAUACUCCUAUCAUUCAACCUCUGACUUUGAGGUACUUGCUUAAGAAGUCAGAUUCUAAACCGAGACUAAUUCGUUGGAUGUUUCUUCUGCAAGAGUUUGACAUUAAGAUCAGAGAUAGAAGUGGUGUAGAAAACUUAGUGGUAGACCAUUUAAGCAAAAUUCAGCAGGCACUAGAGGAUCUCCCUAUUAAAGACACCUUUCUAGAGGAGCAACUUUAUCACAUUGGAGGGCAUGAUCCUUGGAAUGCAGACUUGGUGAAUUAUUUGUCUGCCAAAGAGAUUUCUACAUACUUUUCCAAAGCUCAAACUGCCAAGCUGAAGAGUGAUUUCAAGUACUACAUUUGGGAUGAUCCAUACUUAUGGAAGAUGUGCAGUGACAAGAUUAUUAGACAAUGUGUGCCCAAACCUGAAUUCUAUGGCUAUGUCUACAACUGGGUGGAGGCAAAGGCUAUUCGUACUGAUGAUGCUUGUGUUGUAGAUUUUGUGAAGUCACAUAUUUUCUGCAGGUUUGGACUUCCCAUAGCAUUAAUCAGUGACCAGAGAUCACAUUUUUGCAAUUGUACAAUGGCUGCUUUACUUCGAAAGUUUGAGGUUAUGCAUAAAGUUUCUACACCAUACCACUCUCAGACUAACGGACAAGCGAAGAUCUCUAAUUGGAAAAUAAAGGAAAUCUUGGAGAAGACUGUCCAAUCCAAUAGAAAGGAUUAG